This is a messenger RNA of Lodderomyces theae, 1224 nucleotides long. It is a transcript of the gene UTP9, whose product is annotated as Utp9p. Bases 1 to 1224 code for a protein of 407 amino acids. The transcript is spliced from 2 exons. The record is from RefSeq and is a predicted model, not a curated record. NCBI's taxonomy places the organism in Eukaryota, Fungi, Ascomycota, Pichiomycetes, Serinales, Debaryomycetaceae.
AUGACGUACCGCAUCCACAAUGGUCUAAUAGCCCAGCAUGUUCCUCGAAGUGGCAAAGAUGAAUUUCGAUUUCACAUGGUAGAUCAGGCAGGAAAACUGUCAUUACAUGGCUCCGUGUUUUUAGAAGACUCCGUGAUUGAUUUUGCUUGGGGCAAAGCCCCCAGCUCGAAGAAGAAAAGAGAGCUUAAUGGAACUGCAAAAAACCUCAUUGCAGAUGAUUCGGUGAUUGCAAUAUUAAGCUCAGGAGAUGUCGUUUCCAUCUCGGCUCAAUCGAGGGUAGUAGUGAGGCACGAGGUGAAGACAAAGUUGUCAAAAAUUAUUUCGAUUGAGGAUAACACGAUAUGGGGGUUGUCUAAGGGCAGUUUCUACAAAGUCGAAUUAGAUGCAAAGAGUACUAAAGUGAAAGUGCCGGAGUUUGUUAGCAUUGUCAUCAAAAGUGGUGUUACAUAUAUUGGCACUUCUUCGGGGCUUUUUAUUGGAAGGAUAUACAAAAAUACCUUUGAAAAGGAGAAGGAAAUAAAAACUGGGUUCGAGGUACUGUCUAUAGAAGUACAAGAUUCCGUUGUUGUAGCAUCUUCAACGUCCCAAGCGGUGCUAGUGGAUGGAGAAGCUAGUGUCAAAGAGUUGAUCACAGGAGAGAACGAAGUUAAAAUACAAGUUGCAGGAGAAAUUUUCAUCAUCAGUAGUGAGUCAUUAAAAGUUUUUACGCCGACGGGGGAUUAUGUUAAAAAUGUGAGUACUUCUCACCCAAUCGAUUAUGUUUUUACCAUGGACGGAUCAAACUAUGUCAGCUGGCACAGUGGUGCUGACAUUCAUGUACAACAAAUCACAGACGACACCGAUUCUAUAGCUUUACAAAAUGGCACAACUGCAAAACCAAAAAGCUCCACUUUGAUCCAUGUUGAAGAUGCUGUGCAAGAACUAGACUUGAAAAGUGUUGAGGGUCGAUUGCAUGAUAUACUAGGCCAAGACGAUGUUAAUGCGGCAGACGUAACUGAAUUAUGCUCUGCAUUACACAACGACGAUGACGUCAAACAAAUAGUAUCAGAUUUACCGCAGGAGCAAGUCGAACGAUUAUUCAAAGCUCUCAAUACAAGUACACCGGUGUGGCUCAAGUGGUUACUAUUGAUGCAUGGAAACCUGAUUGCCAAGUCUUCCUUUCCAGUCAAGAACCUUCAACAAGAACUUCGAUCCAAUAUUGGAACAAUACACGUCGAUCGAUAA